Molecule: messenger RNA, 3028 nt
Organism: Silurus meridionalis
Lineage: Eukaryota; Metazoa; Chordata; Actinopteri; Siluriformes; Siluridae
Gene: palm1b
Product: paralemmin 1b
Exons: 8
Coding region: 239-961 (240 amino acids)
Biological process (GO): regulation of cell shape
Cellular component (GO): membrane
Source: RefSeq, a predicted model, not a curated record
GUGUGUGUGUGUGUGUGUGUGUCUGUCUCGUGGGCUCGCGCGUCGCUCUCCGUUAAAAUUGCAGACAGCCAGGAGGAGAUCGGAGGCGCGCGCAGGACAGGAGGCGCAGGAUCCGGGAUCUAAUUAAUUAAAUUGAUUUGUUUGCGCGGCGCGUCUUCAGAGGGACACGAUCUACUGAAAUAAACAAGAACCUGCGCGAGCGGAGGAGGAAAGGGACCGGGAAGCGCAGUGUUCUGAGAUGUCGGAGGCUCUGACACAGCAGGAGAGACUACAGGCCAUCGCUGAGAAGAGAAAGAAGCAGGCUGAAAUAGAGAAUAAGAGGAGACAACUGGAGGAUGAACGCAGACAAUUACAACACUUGAAGUCGAAGGCCCUGAGGGAGCGCUGGUUGUUGGACGGUGCGCCCUCUAGUGGAGAGAACGAGUUUCAGAGACAGCUGCAGGAAGACGAGAUUAAAACCCGGGUACUGGAGCAGAGUGUUCUCAGGUUGGAGCAGGAGAUCGAGGAGCUUGAGAACGGAGUUCCUGCAGAUAAACAGGACGCUAUAAAGACACCAGAUGGCCCUGGGAAAGUGGAGAACGGCGUCCCUAAAGCCAGGCAGGUGACGGGCAUCGAGGCGAAGCUGGAAUGCACAAAUCUGGACGCGAAGGCCAUCGAGAACGCGAGUGCGGAUCACCCGGUCACCAUGGUGUUCAUGGGCUACAAAAACGUAGAGGACGAGGAUGAGACCAAGAAGGUUCUGGGCAUCGAGGAUGCAGUGAAGGCUGAGUUCGUCGUUAUCGAAGAUGGUGAGAAUAAAGCGGCGACAGAGGAUGGAAAGAACGAAGAGAAAGCUCCUCUGAACGGCGCCCCCUCCAGCCCAGAUGACAAAAAACAGGACGAGGCUGCAAACGGAGAGGAAGCAAAAGAGGGCGCGGUCAAGAAAGAAAAGCAGCCCUGCAAGUGCUGCACUGUCAUGUGAGCACGGGGAAGGGGGGUCAAAACUUUUACUCAAAAUAAAUACUAAAUAUUAUACAAAAAAAAUACAAAAUCCAGAGAGGAACUGCUGACACUACGGGAAGUCGUGAGAAGUAAUAUGAGAAAUACGUUGUUAAUGUUAUCGCUAUUAUAAAGAAUACAAACUAGCACAAUGCUAGCCAUCACUAAUGACAUCACUAAUGACAUCACUGUUGCUAAAGGUAAUAUCAAGGAGAUUUUAUUGCUGAUGUACCUCUUAAAAUGUAUAAAUAUAUGACUUCACUGGUAGCAUAGUCAUUUAUACCUGACCGCAAGUCUUUUUUUUAUGAUGACACAAAAGUCUGGCAACCAUGGAAACGUGACAGGUCUAUCAGGAACAUCAACAUUUACCUCAGAUCUGUUGAUCAAUCACUGGGAAAAGACUCAGAAAUGAUUAUUAUAAUGAUAAUAGCAUCAAAUCUUGGAGUUAGCGUCAAUCCUACUAACCGUACUGCCAAAGACCAUUUUACUGCCGAAACAAUGCGGUGGCUAUCUUUUAUAUCGCCAUUCUGAAGGUGCAGGAACCAUGGAAACGAGACAAAAAAAAUCAUGCUGUCUGAUCAAAAUGAGCUGGAAUUACCCUUAGCAUCAGACCGCUAAUUCUUCAGGAAUGAAGUCAGAACACCACUGCUAAUACUAAUGUCAUUAUCACUAACGUUCAUGUCAUAUAUUUGUGAUAAUGAUGAUAUUUAAUAUAUUUAUAGUAUUUAGUAUAUUUUUCAUCCAUUCUACUGCGAACAAUGCUAAUCAUUUAGCUAGCUAACACAUCUCUGCUCUCCUAUGAUGACAGUAUAAAGAUAAUCAGGCUAAUAAAGCAUUACUAGCAUCGCUGCUUGUUUUAUUAGCGAUAACGUUCAUGGGCUCAGUUAGCGUUGUGAUGAUUAGCUCCGUGUGGAUGCACUUCCUCUCGGUCUUUGUAUUUCUAUAUAAAUGUAACGUAUUUGUACGUUUGUUGUUUAGUUUGUACUUCUUUUUUUAUUUCUAUUGAUAUUUUUCUAUAUUUCAGUCUUGACAUUUCUAUAUAUAAAUAUAAACUUAUAUUUUCAUUAUGUAAUUUUAAGUAAGUGCUCGUUGGAGGGACAGAAGGGCGGAGUUCGGUGUCCUUUCACUUAUUUGAUUUUAUUUCUAAAGGAAAAUCCUGAAGGAAAUCUCGUUUUCUCUCACGUAGUGUUUUUCGAAACCUAUACUGACGUCAUCCGUGAGAUCAGAAAUAUUAUAUACAGAGUUAUUAUGCUUUUAUAACGCGUGUAACGUGUGUUUUAUUUUGUGUUUGAUCAUCUCAGACCACUGUGAGGAUGUAGUAUAUACACACACACACACACACACACACACACAUUUCACGGUAGGAAACGAUGUGUGUAAAGUGUGUAAAUAAAUGUGAUGUACGGUUUAUGCCGGGUUGUGAUUCACUCCUAAGAUAAAAUAACGCUAACAAAAAUUUAUUUUACAUCAAAAUUCAUCACUGUGGGCGUGUCCCCCCAAAACUACACAUACUAUUUACUACAUAGUGCACAUAAACACCAUAAUCACUCCAAACCACACAUCCUAUUCUCUAUGUAGUAAACAUGAACACCAUCAUCAUUCCAUUAGGGGAGUGUCCUAGAAACCACACCCACUAUUCAUCAAUUAGUGAUCAUUCCACUGGGGGUGUGUCCCAAACCCAUUAUUUGCUAUAUAGUGCACAUAAAUGGCAAAAUCAGUCCACUGGGGGUGAGUCUCAAACCACACAUUCUGUUCAUUAUGUAGCGCUCAUGAACACAAUCACUCAUUUGUGGGUGUGUCCCAAGCCAGACCCACUAUUCACUAUGUAGUGCACAUAAACACAAUUACUCCAGUGUGGGUGUGUCUCAAACUCAUCCCAGCAGGACUGGUUUUAGUUUCUCUGGCAUGUGGAACCUGAAGCUCGUUCGUGUUGUCUGUGUUUCUGUUUGUGUAGAUUAUGAAACCCUGUCCUUGGUUCUUGUUGUUUCCUGCUGUGCUCCAAGUUCUCCAUGCAGGAAGAAAUACAAAUAAAGUCUGUUGUGUUACAGCA